GGGGCGACAGGCAUCGGGCCCCCAGGCGGGGCGACAGGCAUCGGGCCCCAGGCGGGGCGACAGGCAUCGGGCCCCCAGGCGGAGCGGCGGGCGCCGGACCCCCAGGCGGAGCGACAGGUCUCGGGCCCCCAGGCGGAGCGGCGGGCACCGAGUCACCAGGCACGACAACUGCGGGCACCGAGUCGUCUGGCAAGACUGCGGGCACCGAGUCGUCUGGCGGAACAGCGGGCAUCGAGUCAACUGGCGGAACAGCGGGCACCGAGUCGUCUGGCAAGACUGCGGGCACCGAGUCGUCUGACAAGACUGCGGGCACCGAGUCGU
This is a messenger RNA of Staurois parvus, 321 nucleotides long. Lineage: Eukaryota; Metazoa; Chordata; Amphibia; Anura; Ranidae. The record is from the annotation of a GenBank genome assembly.